CUCAGCCCUGAAUAGGAAAUGUCAUUCUCCUCAUAGAGCGGAGGAGCGGUAGCCGGCUUCGUACAGCGUGUUUAAUUCAGACUAAUUCCCACACUGGGAUGUGGACGGCGGGUCGUUGGAAGUCAGUGAGACCCGCGGGGAGAGGCAGGGAGGCUGUGGCGGAGUGAAGUAGCGAGGGGUCGGUCACAUUGUGAGCUGAAGCACGCGCCUUCCGUCCCCGAGCCGCCAACCGUCACCGAACGUUUCCAGACCCCCUCCCUCUCUCCCGCCUCCCACCACACACCCCCACCCCGGGAGGAGGAGGAGGAGGAGCGGCGGGGAAUCCAACAUGGCGGAGCAUGCAGCCCUGGAGAACAAGCACAAAGCGGCGAUCGCCAACUCCGGGGCCUCCUCCCCCGCCCUGAGACAGGCGGCCGGCGGCGCUGUGGGGGUGCACUCCCAUGGAGGACUAUCGGGGGGAUUGUCGCAGCCGGCCGGCUGGCAGUCCCUGCUCUCCUUCACCAUCCUGUUCUUGGCCUGGCUGGCCGGAUUCAGCUCCAGGCUGUUCGCCGUCAUCCGCUUCGAGAGCAUCAUCCACGAGUUCGACCCUUGGUUCAACUAUAGAUCAACACAUCACCUGGCAUCCCAUGGGUUUUAUGAGUUUUUAAAUUGGUUUGAUGAACGAGCAUGGUAUCCACUGGGAAGAAUAGUAGGCGGAACAGUGUACCCUGGAUUGAUGGUGACUGCUGGCCUUUUCCACUGGAUUUUAAAUAUGCUGAACAUAACCGUUCAUAUAAGAGAUGUAUGUGUAUUCCUAGCGCCUGUUUUCAGCGGCCUUACAUCAAUUUCCACCUUCCUGCUCACUCGAGAACUAUGGAACCAGGGAGCAGGGCUUUUAGCUGCCUGCUUUAUUGCUAUAGUGCCAGGCUACAUAUCCCGAUCAGUAGCUGGAUCCUUUGACAAUGAAGGCAUUGCUAUUUUUGCACUGCAGUUUACAUAUUAUUUGUGGGUGAAGUCUGUUAAAACUGGCUCUGUCUUUUGGACAAUAUGCUGCUGUCUGUCUUAUUUUUACAUGGUGUCUGCCUGGGGUGGUUAUGUGUUUAUCAUCAAUCUUAUUCCUCUUCAUGUUUUUGUAUUGCUACUGAUGCAGCGCUACAGCAAGAGAGUCUAUAUAGCUUAUAGCACUUUCUACAUUGUGGGUUUGAUUUUAUCCAUGCAAAUUCCAUUCGUGGGGUUUCAGCCAAUCCGAACAAGCGAACAUAUGGCAGCCGCAGGAGUAUUUGCGCUGUUGCAAGCCUAUGCCUUACUACAGUACUUAAGAGACAAGCUGACGAAGCAAGAGUUUCAGACGCUCUUCUUUCUGGGAGUGUCGCUGGCUGCUGGAGUUGUUUUUCUAACUGUUAUCUACUUGACCUACACAGGAUACAUUGCCCCUUGGAGUGGGAGGUUCUAUUCUCUUUGGGAUACCGGGUAUGCAAAAAUUCAUAUCCCCAUAAUUGCCUCUGUUUCGGAACAUCAACCAACUACAUGGGUUUCAUUCUUUUUUGAUCUGCACAUAUUAGUGUGUACAUUUCCCGCAGGCCUCUGGUUUUGCAUUAAAAAUAUCAACGAUGAACGAGUAUUUGUUGCCCUGUAUGCAAUUAGCGCAGUGUACUUUGCUGGUGUUAUGGUUCGUUUGAUGCUGACCUUGACACCUGUGGUCUGUAUGCUGUCUGCCAUCGCGUUCUCUAAUGUUUUUGAGCAUUACCUGGGGGAUGAUAUGAAAAGAGAAAAUCCACCAAUCGAAGACAGCAGUGAUGAGGAUGACAAAAGGAAUUCUGGAACCCUCUACGAUAAGGCAGGAAAGGUGAGAAAGCAUGUGUCUGAGCAGGAGAAAACAGAAGAAGGCCUUGGUCCAAACAUUAAAAGCAUAGUCACAAUGUUGAUGCUCAUGCUGUUAAUGAUGUUUGCUGUACAUUGCACAUGGGUAACGAGCAAUGCCUACUCCAGCCCCAGUGUGGUAUUGGCGUCUUACAAUCAUGAUGGAACACGAAAUAUCUUGGAUGACUUCAGAGAGGCAUACUACUGGUUAAGACAAAACACAGAUGAACAUGCCCGUGUUAUGUCAUGGUGGGAUUAUGGUUACCAAAUAGCAGGAAUGGCUAAUCGGACGACUUUAGUUGACAACAACACGUGGAAUAAUAGUCAUAUAGCACUGGUUGGAAAAGCAAUGUCUUCUAAUGAAACGGCUGCAUAUGAAAUCAUGCGAAGCUUGGAUGUAGAUUAUGUAUUGAUUAUCUUCGGCGGUGUAAUUGGCUACUCUGGAGAUGAUAUCAAUAAGUUUCUUUGGAUGGUUAGAAUAGCAGAAGGAGAGCAUCCAAAAGAUAUCCGGGAAAGUGACUACUUUACACCACAAGGAGAAUUUAGAGUUGAUAAGGCUGGAUCUCCAACUUUACUCAAUUGCCUCAUGUAUAAAAUGUCAUAUUAUCGCUUUGGUGAAAUGCAGCUAGAUUUUCGGACCCCACCUGGCUUUGACCGCACACGUAAUGCUGAAAUUGGGAAUAAAGAUAUCAAAUUCAAGCAUUUAGAAGAAGCCUUCACAUCAGAACAUUGGCUUGUUAGAAUAUACAAAGUCAAACAGCUAGAAAAUAGAGAGGUGCUUGAUCACAAACCUAGAGUGACCAACAUUCUACCCAAGCAGAAGUAUUUAUCCAAGAAGACAUCUAAGAGGAAGCGUGGAUACAUUAAAAAUAAGCUAACGCUGAAGAAAGGCAAGAAACCCAUCAAGAAGACGGUUUAAAUAAACUGAUCUCACAGGAGGAAGUGGUCUAUGAGAUGACCAGUCUUUGCCUUUAGGUGAACUCAUGUUUCUCAGAGACAUGAGGGUACAGAACCAUCUUUGGUCCAGAUUAUUGUACAAAAUUUUCAGGCAAUGUCUGAUUACAAAAUAUAUAUAUAUUGGCUUAAGAACAGCUGUUUUAGAUUUGUAAUGUGAAGCCAGACAGAGCUGUUGUCCAAGAAUAACAGCACUUUUUUUUUUUUUUUUUUUUUUCUUCUCAUAUUUGGUUUUGUUUUUUGGAGGGGAAAUAAUUUCACAUCUGACAAUUUGGACUGAUUGCACCAAAGAGCCCUUUAAUUUGGUAAUUGGAACAUGCAUACUUGUCAAUUUUUUUGAUACAAUUUUUUUUUUUUUUUUUUUUUAUAUUGGAAAUAAAAUUUAAAACAAACAAAGAUGCCUAACAUUGAAUGGACUUUGUGGCAUCUCUCAAUGACCUAUCCUAAUGCAUAUAAAAAGUAAUAAAGCAACAGUACAACAGUAGGCUGAGAAGCAUGAAAUUCUGAAACAAUAAAGAUUUCUUCUUUCAAGUUUUUUUUUUUUAAAUUUAACUUUUUAUUUUCAUGACUGCAAAAUGCACAAAGGGUAGUCAUUUUGGUUUGUGGGUUUUUUGGUUUUUUGUUUUUUUUUUUGUCAAUGGUGUGAGUGUAUUUGGAUGCAACUGCAAAUGUAUAAUUGUUUUAUAGAGCAACAUUAAUGGCCAUCUGACUGAAAAAAUUUAGUCUUUCAUGCCAGACUAGCCAUAAAGUAUCCUAAAGACAUUUGGCAGUAAGUACUGAACCUUAGGUUGCAGCAUAUGUAUUCUGCACUGGGAAUAAGUUUUUGAUUUAAGCGAAUGUCCUUCACCGUGACAACAAUGUGACUCCACCUACAGAGGCUUAAAUCUGUGGUUUAGGCAGAUGCGUGAUUAGUUUAGGUGGGUGUCGAAGGCCUUUCAAAAUACGCAAUUUUAACCAAAAGUGCAGUGUGUAAAAUUUAAAACAAAUUAUAUUGUACUCAUUAAAAGUUGACAAGUAUUCAGGAAUCCACUGUGGCAGAAAUAGAGUAGAAGGUAUCUGCACUAGAAUUUGAGUUUCUGGACAAUUUAUUUUUGGUUCCCCCUUGUAAGUUUAUGAUUUCUAUUGUAUUCAUUCUAUGACUGCUCUAGUGUGGGGGUUUUCCUUUGAAUAGAAUUGACAAUUCUGUCAAUUAAAAUGCACUAAAAUGUACAACGGGUUGAGCAUUUGGGUGGAUCUGUUUUCAUUUUCUGCCUUUAGGAACUAUACAGACUUGAAAUAUUCUUAGCUAUUGAAAUAAAUAUUUCCACCCUUUUUUUUGGUAUAAUCCAAGAAAGUGUGGAACUUUUCCACAGCAAGUAUUGAAUAAAAAGAACAGAAAAUGUAACGUUUUGUAGAAAAGUACAAUCAAUCAAAAUUGGUUAAACCUUCCAAAGGAAAGGUUUGCUAAAUGAACAUUUAUGCCUUUGUUUUAUUUUGCUUUUUCUUUUUUCUUUUGUUUGUUUUUUUUUUUUUUUAGCUUUUUUGCGAAUGUGUUUAAUUUACAGACCAUGAAGCUGCACCCUUGUUGAACUUGUUAAUGGGUUCUGACAAUAUUAGACCAUGCUGGGAUUCUGUUAUUUUAUUGGAUCAUAAAACUGUUUUGAGAAUGUUGUUGACUAUAGGCAAAUAAAAUUUUGAUAAAGGUUUUUUGUUAAGUGUCCUGUUUCUGUUCCAGGAUAAAAUGAGCUAAUUUGGAAAAUACCUGUCUCAUCUGUCAAGGCAGGCACUGUUUGGCAUAAUUAGAUUUAAUAGCCCUUUGGGGUCGUUUUUUUGUUUUUUGGUAUAGGUAAAACUUAUUUUUGAGAUUAUUUGGGGGGGAAUGACAUGACCAGACCUGCAGUAAAAACUGGAAAACCUUACUUUCAAAUAAAAAGUAGAAAACUA
Messenger RNA from Pelobates fuscus (common spadefoot toad), 4716 nucleotides. It is a transcript of the gene STT3B, whose product is annotated as STT3 oligosaccharyltransferase complex catalytic subunit B. Bases 329 to 2758 code for a protein of 809 amino acids. Lineage: Eukaryota; Metazoa; Chordata; Amphibia; Anura; Pelobatidae. Gene Ontology annotation, cellular component: membrane. The transcript is spliced from 16 exons. The record is from RefSeq and is a predicted model, not a curated record. Gene Ontology annotation, molecular function: dolichyl-diphosphooligosaccharide-protein glycotransferase activity. Gene Ontology annotation, biological process: post-translational protein modification.